UGGAGGGCUUGAGUGGAUGUGGUUCAGAAUGAUUUUGCGUCAAGCGACGUCCAGCGCCGAUAUCGAGAUUUUUGCGACGCGGGGCCCUUAACACUCUCGCGUUUAAGUCGGACGACACCUAAGCACUUCGACUUGUGAAUGCGAAAUCAUUAAUCUCCAAGUGAACGCCGCUAAGCGGUCUUUCGAGUUAUGAACUCCUUCCCGACAAGGAAGCGCGUUGAGACACUCGGGUCCCUGUCGCAGAAAAUCCGGCGUCGGACGUCGCUUCGGCAAAAAUAAUUUCGUACCACGCAUAUCCAGCAGGCCCUCCAUGUUGCGCAAGGAAAUUGCUGAACUAAUUGAAUUUCUCAAGGUAAAAUAGGUAGAAAAAGCGUAAAGUUCGACUUACACACAACCUGCAGACGUGAUAGCAUCGGAUUGUGAUUUGAAUAUACGAGAAAACAUCAUUCUGUUACCCGGAAACUCAAGCACAAAACCCUUUUAACGCGAUAGCGUUCUCCAGCUGCCGUUUGAGGUCUGUCUGAGUAGGAGCAGCGCGGCCCUCUCGGUUCCUUGCACACCAUCAAAAAAAAAAAAUAAGAACCGCAAAGCUCGCCUUCGUACAUAGCCUUCGCCGCCAGCGUUUCCCGGUGAGCAUUACGAUUACAUAAGCUGCAGUUGCCAGGAAGCGUGAGAGGCACUCAGGGAUCUUUGAAUGCUAUCGCGUUCCACUCUUAAAGGCGAAGCUUACUCCAAAUUUUGAUUUGGCCUUGCUGAGGCGCAGUUAGAACGCAGGCGAAUGCUUGCGCAGACAAGGAAGGUGCCGAUAACGCAGGCUUCCGAGGGCGAAAGCGAGGGUGACGUAGCACUGUGGCUGUGCCCUCUCCCUUCGCGCAACACCUGGCACGCUGGUGUUCCGUCUCGCGCGCUCUGCGGCGUCGAGGCGCGUUCGUGACGUGGCGUCGAAGGCAGUGAGAACUCCGUCGAGGCGCGCUCGUGACGCGGCGACCAAACCAAUGGGAAACUUCCUUGCUAUUUGGCUGCUGCAGAUGACAGACACGGGAUUUCUCGCUCAGGGAGUCAUUUCACGUUUUCGCAUCAAAAUAAAGUGAGAGAAGCAAGGACUGUAAAUUGGUUUCAAAGAACGAAAACAAUAGAGUUCAUGGAGGUUUACAAGUACGGCAAGAAAUAAAUCAGGAGAGAAAGAACUGUGGAAUAAUACAAAGAGCAGUGCCUUGCUAUUCGAGGCUCGAGCUGGUUGCCUGAGGACAAAAACUGCCGGAGCAAUUAUUGAGGCGUGUGUCUGCCAGAAACGACUUGGCAUGUCGUAAUGAAAUGCCAAGAUAUUCACCUUGUUCACGCGUAAUUGUAGCUAUGUAGUCCAUACCGGUUGGGCUCGCUGUUCUUCACCAUCGGGUUUAUUUACAAGCACCGUUUGUUGUAUAGCAUUGGGCUACAACCUGACUCUGACGUGCGCCACAUGCCGAACUCUAAUCUUUAAGCUGGUCUGUCAUUUCUGAAAUGAUGAGGGGUUUAUUGUCUUUGUUCAAAGAAAUCGUCUGCCUACCAUAGCACAGCUAAGUGAAAUAUUUUACUGAAUUUCUCACGUGAUUAGGUUCGUGGAGUACCUGAAGUUCACAUAUGCAAGAAAGGCCGAUCUCGGUGACAUGAUCAUAAGCAGAAAAUGGGUGAGUGUGCAAGGCGUAAAGGGCCCGUUCAACAAGGCUUACGAAAUUGCAUCUUCUUACGAAGCUCUUGCACAAAGCAAUCGUUGAAGGUUUCGCGGAUGAUAUAUAUACCUGUGUAUAUAUAAAAUACGAAUAAAUGCUGCUGCUUCCACCCCCUUAGCUGACUUUCCCACCUCGUGGAUAAAGGAGCGCGUGAAUUAAGCUUUAGAGCUAUACUUUUCAAUGCGAUUAGCAUUAUUCGGGAACUUCAUCCAGCUUGCGGUAUGUCAAUCUGUAUGUCUGUUAUUUUUUCUUUCUUUUUUUUAUUUGUCCUCGGCUAAUCUCUUUCACGACAACUUGGCUCUCUUGGUUGUCCGUGGUUUAAUGGGUGGAGCAUCGGGCUGCUGUGCGGAGGGAACCGGGAUCGAAACCAACCGUCGGACCAACUUGGGUCAGUUGUAACUAUAACACCUGCAAGUUAUCGUUGCCCUUGGUCAAAGAGCUCGCUUCCCAUAGCACGCUUCGUAGCAGUGGGUAUGUGCCACUGAGUAUAUGCCGCUGGUAAUGGUGCACAACCGGCGCACCAUUUACACCAACCACACACCCAUCAAUGAAUAGAUUGCUAAUCGCAUUAACGUCGCCUGUGAUCUCCGAAGAAUGGAUUCGCUGCCACUUUUUCAUCGCCACGGAUUCGAGAUGGUUUUACGUCACCCUGCGACCAUGCCGCCCGAUUACAGAAGCCAGAGUAUUGGGACAGCGAUAGCUUAACCCGGCACAGUAUACGGCACCACCGCCGCAUCAAUAAUCGAAUUUCUCUGUUGUACUCCCGGUGGUCUUAACUGCAAUAGCUGAAAUCUCGAAAUUUGCCUUGUUUUGUCCGUUUCGAUAAUCGCAUUCUUAUCCUACUUCCCCCACUUUAGUAUCCGUUUCCAGCUUAAGCUUCCCGCUUUAGUUAUAGUGCUUAGGUCCUUUUUUAGCUUUCCCCACUACAGUUUCCCCACUUUAGUUGCUAACCUCUAGCGAAUAGCUGCGAGUGUGCUCCACAUGUGCGUGCGUGACUUAUCAAGUUGAGGCACCCUCUCUUCUAGCUGGCGAAGAAGACUAAAUUUUACACCGGAAAUACAUUCCCUGUGGAAUCGCACUGUAGUUCAUUUGAAGUCAGACCUGCAGAAGCCCGAUUCUAAAGGGUCAGCGGACCAAAUGUGGAUGCGGUUGGAGAGCCGCGUUUAGCCAAGCUUUCUUUGUAAAGUAGUCCGAAGAUGUAGCCGCUGUCAGUUGUAGCAUUGGGAAGCGUGUGUCUAUUAAUGCAAUUAGCAUCCCUCGCCUACUUCCUCUACUACAGAUUAUAAUUAAAGGUGUCUUCAGCAAUACGGUGACACUACAUUGCUUGAAUUCUAAUCCCAUUUAACGUUGACAGUCAUCGUGAGAUGGGUUCUGCCGGAAUUUUUCUUUUUUUUUUUUUCUGUUACGUUGACGGCCGUCGCCAUCCGAUAUUAUAGUGACAGGGGGGUGUUGUCUUUUCCUCGCAGCAUCUGUGCGCAUGCAAAACAAUCUUGUAGCUGAUCUCGAUGGCGUACAGGACAGUAACGGCGACUAUUACUGCGCCACAAAAAAAAAAAAAAAGAAAGGCACCGCGAAAUCACGCAACGCACUUUCUGUCCGACGAUUCGCAGCUACAACACAACUUCACGCUGGCCGUGCAGCGAUCGUUCUACGCCUCCUUCAACCCGAAGGGUGUCCUCAAGGACUACGCUGCGUACGAUUCGACAGGCAGCAUCGACUACGAUGACGGCGGCGGUGCUCACCUGGCUGUGCGCGACGAAUAUGGCAACGCGCUGUCCGUCGUUAUGAGCCUCAACUCGGAGUUCGGCUGCUUGUACCUGGCGUCUUGCGGUAUCAUGAUGAACAACUUCAUGGACGUGUUCACGUUACCACAGGGUAGAAACGGCCUGCCGCCGUCUAACUAUAACUACAUUGGUGCGAUGAACCGGCCCGCCACUACCAUGCUGCCAGUCAUGAUAACAAACGGGUUUAGAGGGACGCUGUUCGGCGUUCUUGGCGCGACUGGUGGUCUCCAGGGCGUCUCGGCCAUGGCGCAGCUCUUGGAUUGCAUCGGCACGUUUGCUGUAUUGGACUGCUUCCAAAACUACGUGCGAGUGCAUCCUUUCCCUGACAAGACGACGUUCUCGGUCAUGGUGGGCCCAAAAACGGAAAGUUUCGAUCCGGAGACGCAGCUGAAAACCUUUGGCCACAACGUCAUCAAAGGGUCCUUUACUGCGACGCUGAGCGGCAUUGUAGGGACGGACCGAAAUACGUGGCUGGGCGUGGCCGACAUCAAUAACACGGAUGGCGGGUCACGCGGUGAACGAUACAUUAAUCCAAUUGUGAAAAACGCGGCACGCGCAAGGUGACUUGGACGGCUUAAGUAGUCACACAGGUUUUGAUGACCGUUGAAGACUAGAUCUGUUUAGACAUUCUUUUGGUGUUUCGGCGACAAUUUUUCUCCUCUACCUGCAUUUUUAGAUAAUUGAUAUUCUGGUGAAUAUUUGCCUUAAGAUAACCCAUGUGUUUCUGAACAGAAGUAAUGACGCCUUCUACACCGAUCCGCCAUAGUGGCUAUUCUGCUACUUGCCAACACUUGAAUAUAACGCAACUGUUUAAAAUUCAUACUUUCGUCGCCGGCACUGGGGAUGCUCACCUGGGUAAUUAUUUGAUACAACUUUAUUGAAUUGCAUUUUUGCUUUGGAUGAACUUCGCUGCAACCAAGGAAGCCGGCACACUAUUCAAGCUCGAAUAAUAUUUUCCACGUUGUAUACAUGUCCGUGUCUGCAUAAAGAAAAUAAAGGGGGAAUUGCAAAA
Messenger RNA from Dermacentor andersoni, 4505 nucleotides. RefSeq lists its product as uncharacterized. The record is from RefSeq and is a predicted model, not a curated record. Gene Ontology annotation, molecular function: glutathione gamma-glutamate hydrolase. Gene Ontology annotation, biological process: glutathione catabolic process. Gene Ontology annotation, cellular component: plasma membrane. Lineage: Eukaryota; Metazoa; Arthropoda; Arachnida; Ixodida; Ixodidae.